GUCAAGGCCGGACAAGCUUCUGGAAAAGUACUUCCUGUUUAUAUAGUUGAGAUCGAAGAGGUAGAUAAAUGCAUCAACAAGAGAUGGAAAGAGCAAAGCCCGAUCAGGUUGUUCUCAUCCUGGACCAACAAAAUCCUAGAGCUCCUCCAUCCAUGGCUGCCGAGUUCAAGGACCAGACUUCCACAGAUGUUCAAAAGACUCCUCAAAAUCCUGCAAGAACCAAAACCCUACGCCGUCUCAGUUUCUCUAAACCUAAAUCUCGAUUGGCAGAGUUCAAUCACCCACCUCUAUACAAGACGAUCCCCGAAUCCGUCGCCGACAUUAAUGAACCCCUUCUGAUGGACGACGACGAGUGGGAUGAUGAUGAAGAAGUUGAUGACGAUGACGAUGACGAUGACGACGACGACGGAGAAACAACAAGACCGAGAAGGUCUCAAAAGAAGAAGCGAAAAGUCCAGUGGAGGCUCUUGGCGGAAUGGGUAUUAUUCAUCAUCAUAAUGACAUGCUUAAUCUCUUCCCUCACCAUAGCAUCCUUAAAAGACAUGAGUAUGUGGGGUUUGGCGGUCUGGAAUUGGUGCUUAAUGGUGAUGGUCACGUUCAGCGGCCGGCUGGUUUCCGGUUGGGUGAUAGGGUUCAUAGUCUUCUUAAUCGAAAGAAACUUCAUGCUUAGAGAGAAAGUUUUGUACUUCGUCUACGGGCUGAGAAAGAGCAUCCAAAACUGCGUUUGGUUGGGUCUUGUUUUGCUUGCAUGGACCUUAAUGUUCAAAGCCAAAGUCCGCAAGGAUAACAAAAUACUCGAGAAAGUUUUCCAGGCACUGGUUUCUGUACUCGUCGGUUCAACAAUUUGGCUUGUCAAGAUCAUCCUUGUGAAGAUGAUGGCCUCAUCAUUCCACGUCGCAACCUACUUCGAUCGGAUGAAAGAAAGUGUUUUUCACCAUUACAUACUGGAGACACUGUCGGGUCCGCCAUUGAUGGACGAAUAUCGACCUCAUGAAGAUCAGCAGAACCGCCGCCAUAAUCUGCACCAAUCCAAGUCCAUGCCAGAGAAGUGGAAAGAAGGUAGUAAAUUCAAGUUGAAGAAGUUGGGGUCUAGGAAAAUUGACAUGGAAGAGCUGAGGAAGCUGAGCAUGCAGAAGAAGAUCUCGACAUGGAGCGUGAAGAGCCUAAUAAGCUACGUGAGGUCGACCAGACUGUCUACAAUUUCACACACGGUUGAUGGUUUUGGCAAGGCGGAGUCGGAGAUUAACAGCGAGUGGGAGGCAAGGAGCUGCGCCGGGAAGAUUUUCAAGAACGUUGCCAAACCGGGUGCCAAGUAUAUUGAAGAGGAUGAUCUGAUGAGAUUUCUGAUGAGGGUUGAGAUUCAUGCCAUUUUUCCACUCUUUGAAGGAGCGCUUGAGACCGGAAAGAUUUCCAAGCCUUCAUUCAGAAAUUGGGUGGUUCGAGCAUAUUUUGAACGAAAAGCUCUGGCACAUUCAUUGAAUGAUACCAAGACAGCAGUCCAGCAGCUUCACAAGUUAGCAAGUUCAAUCGUGAUUGUGAUCAUAUUUGUGGUUUUCCUCUUGGUGAUGGAGUUGGCAAACAGCAAAGUAAUCUUGUUUGUUAUUACCCAGCUUGUUCUUCUGGGUUUCGCAUUUCAGAACACUUGCAAGACGAUUGUCGAGUCCAUCAUCUUCGUCUUCAUCAUGCAUCCUUUUGACAUUGGCGACCGUUGCGUCAUCGAAGAUGUUCAGAUGAUUGUGGAAGAGAUGAACAUUCUGACGACCGUUUUCCUUCGAUACGACAAUGAGAAAAUCUACUACCCUAACUCGGUUUUGCUUACGAAGCCGAUAAGCAAUUUUUACAGAAGCCCAGAGAUGUGUGACGCGAUAGAUUUUAGCAUCGAUGCAUCGACAUCAAUGGAAGUUAUCGUGUCUUUUAAGAAGGCGAUACAAGCAUACAUUGAGAGCAAGCCGAAUUACUGGAACCCAAAACACUCGGUGAUAGUGAAAGAAAUAGAGAAUGUGAACAAGUUGAAGAUGUGUUUGGCUGUUCAACACACAAUCAACCAUCAGAACUAUGGCGAGCGAAACAGUCGGAUGACGGAGCUUAUGUUGGAGUUGAAGAAGAUGUUUGAGACGCUUCAUAUUAAGUAUCGUCUUCUUCCUCAGGAGGUCCAUCUCAACUCUCAACAAAAUUGACAUUCACAACGCCCGCCCCGGGAGAUCAUCUUCUUCAAAACCUCCAGCUACCUAUUACUUUUAAAUAAUGGAGACGGAUGGAACAAAUUUCUUGUGUUUUCUACUCAUAUUUUUGUGCCUUCAACGCUUCAAAUUUGCUGGAAAUGUAUAUGUUUCCCGCCCUAAGACUCUUUUAAAUAAUGGAGACAGAUGGAACAAAUUAAUUUCUUGUGUUUUCGACUCAUAUUUUUGUGCCUUCAACGCUUCAAAUUUGCUGGAAAUGUAUAUGUUUCC
Alnus glutinosa is the source of this 2450-nucleotide messenger RNA. Its product is annotated as mechanosensitive ion channel protein 10-like. Bases 69 to 2177 code for a protein of 702 amino acids. The transcript has 6 exons. The record is from RefSeq and is a predicted model, not a curated record. Gene Ontology annotation, cellular component: plasma membrane. Gene Ontology annotation, molecular function: mechanosensitive monoatomic ion channel activity. NCBI's taxonomy places the organism in Eukaryota, Viridiplantae, Streptophyta, Magnoliopsida, Fagales, Betulaceae. Gene Ontology annotation, biological process: detection of mechanical stimulus; transmembrane transport; monoatomic anion transport.